Esox lucius (northern pike) is the source of this 1811-nucleotide messenger RNA. It is a transcript of the gene ier5, whose product is annotated as immediate early response 5. NCBI's taxonomy places the organism in Eukaryota, Metazoa, Chordata, Actinopteri, Esociformes, Esocidae. The record is from RefSeq and is a predicted model, not a curated record. The transcript has a single exon. Bases 283 to 1197 code for a protein of 304 amino acids.
UAGAAACAGCCCCAUUCCUCUGUCUCAAGGUAUAGGUGUAGAUAACUUGAGCAGCGACAGCUAUUUAUCAAUGUACUGACAUGCUUCUGCUUACGAGAACGAUGAAGCACAGCUUGCAUUUAUCAAACGUCAGUUUUUAAAAUAAACAACUACAUACGUCACUGUUGAACAAACAUCAACAACACUGGGGAUUUUGGGAUUUCCUUCAAGUUUUACCACUUGUUUCCACGAAGACACGUUAAAGACCGGGUGCUUUUGAUUAUCAAACUCAGUUUUUCAGCGAUGGAGUAUAAAGUUGAGGCGCAUCGGAUUAUGAGUAUUUCACUGGGGAAAAUUUAUAACUCCCGAGUGCAACGCGGUGGGAUCAAACUACACAAAAAUCUACUAGUCUCCCUCGUUCUACGGAGUGCCCGGCAAGUAUAUUUGAGUGACUAUUACGGCGGGAUAUGCUUAAGCGCCCAACAAGCAAGAGCGUGGUGUGAGGGGGAGUACAUGGACUCAGAACAAGACAAAUCGGUCCCCGGUUCGACGGACAACCGGCCUGAAUCAGAAGUACAAAACGAGGUGGCUGUAGAUAAAAGGGAGCCCAGCGAUGUGGUUGAUUGCCCCACGAAACGGCAUAUAGAAGCGCAAACUAGUGGCAAGCAAGAAAACGCCGAUAACGGAGUGUCGGAUUCAGGAUGCAGCGACCUCAAAACCCCGGAAGAGAGCCCGGAGGCUAAUCAAACGUGUAAGAUAUCCAGUGUUGAUGUUACCACUGUCACACCUGACUGUAUUAGUAUUCAUUCAACAAAUGUUACAAAAGAAACCACAAAGACACAAAUCGACUGCCAGACGGGCGAAAUUAAAUCAGCGGAGGAACAUUCGCACGAACCCAAACCCCCCCAGGCAUGUAUCACCAGGAAACGGAGUGCAGACGACUGUGAACUCGUAGACUCACCAUCCAAAAAAACUAAAGUGUUGAACGCCUCUUUACCGUCUACAAACGGCGAGAAGACCGGGGACGCUGAAGAAAUGGACACUAGUAAUGUAUCGAGUUUAAUAACUAUAUUCGGAUCCAGUUUUUCUGGACUCUUGAGUAGUAAAGACGGAGCGGAAUCUGACUCCGAGACAGAGGACAGUGACUCAGGGCAAAUCUGUUGUGAUCAAAUGCUUAAAAACCUCAACCCUUGGAGUACAGCAAUAGUAGCAUUUUAAACUUUAAAACUAGUUUUGAUCUGUAAUUUGGGUUUUUUAAUUAAGAUAUCACAAGUUCAGUUCUAGGCUACCCGACAAACACGUGGUGGAAUGUGAGGGACUCAAGUAGUAAAACUGGAAUUCCCCGAACAUGAAAGUAGGCCUUUUGUUGCCUGGCACUUCUGUACACGGAACAUGUCCUGUUCGAAGACUGAGCAAGAAUGCCUUCAGAACUUAGACGAAGAGUGAUACAAAUAUAACCAGUUUCUCAUGAUGGUCAACACUCUGAAACAUGCCUCCAUACAAGGCGUCUACAUGUUAUCAAGUUCAAAAUAUCAGUUGUUGAAAUGUAUCCAUGAAACGUGAACGUAUGUUGGUUGAUAGGCCCAUUCUUAUGUUUUUUGUUUACUAUGACAAUUACAGGACUGAAUGUGACCACUGCUGACGCCGUCUGUUGACAUACAUAUGACAGGUCACGGUUUCCAAUUGUCUUUGUUUUAAAAAGACUUGUACAUUUGUAAUAUGGUGCCUGUAAAUACUGUUCCCAUGUCUUAUUAUGAAUAUGUAUUUUGGCAUCUGCCAUGGAUUAUAAUUGCGUGAUGCUCACGUAUUAAAACAUUUUGUCUAACAAUUCA